Dromaius novaehollandiae (emu) is the source of this 7463-nucleotide messenger RNA. Its product is annotated as KIAA1217 ortholog. Gene Ontology annotation, cellular component: cytoplasm. Lineage: Eukaryota; Metazoa; Chordata; Aves; Casuariiformes; Dromaiidae. The record is from RefSeq and is a predicted model, not a curated record. The transcript is spliced from 21 exons. The coding region runs from base 418 to 6345 and encodes 1975 amino acids.
AAGGCUUUUGUCCCAUGACAGAGAUUUGAAAGGCUACGGAUUCGGAUUCCAGCGGAGACUCAGGCCUGUAAUCAUGUUUGAAAUGUUCCCUUUCAUAAUGCUCCUUGGCUGCAGUGGAAAGCAAGCAGGCUAGGGGCUCGCCUGCAGAAAAGCCCAUCACCUGUUGGGGCCCAGGCGGAGGAGCGCGCGGGGACGCGGCCGGCCGCCGCUGCGCCGGCCGCCAGCUCUGCCCACCAUUGCAGCCAGGACCAUUCCCGCUGCUGAGCGGCUCCGGGUGCUCCGGGAAUGCGGCGCGCUUAGGGGGAGCUUUGCGCUGGGGGAGCCCGUUUCCUUUCUCCUCCCAGAGGCUCGCUCCGAGAGUUUCGAAGCUGCACUUUCAAAGUUUUGAGAGGAGAGCUCGUGCGGUAGGCAGGGACAAUGGAGGAAAACGAAAGCCAGAAACUUGAGCUGUGCCUGGCUCACUCGACAGACAGCAGACAGAUGAGGGAGCAGGCAAAAAACAGUUUGCAUGUAACAUCAUUAGAUGAUGCAGAAUGUCUCCGAUCUAAAGAGCUCCUUACGACUCCGAAUAGUCAUACGUCUAAUUCAAAGUCUACCCGCAACAUCCCUCGAAGACAUACGGUAGGCGGCCCUCGCAGUUCCAAAGAAAUACUGGGAAUGCAGACAUCAGAAAUGGACAGAAAGAGAGAGGCUUUUCUUGAGCAUCUGAAACAGAAAUAUCCCCAUCAUGCUACAGCAAUAAUGGGACACCAAGAAAGACUGAGAGAUCAGACAAGAAGCCCAAAGCCGUCUCAGAGCCCGCAGCCCACUUUGGGUGAUCAGACAGAGCAUCUCUCCGACGCAUCUGCCAACUCCUUAGAAGCCAUGUCUGAGGGCGACUCUCCAACCCCGUUCUCUCGGGGCAGCCGCACGCGAGCAAGCCUUCCCGUGGUGAGGUCGGCCAACCAAACGAAGGAGAGGUCGCUGGGUGUUUUGUAUCUUCAGUAUGGAGAUGAAACAAAGCAGUUGAGGAUGCCAAAUGAAAUCACAAGCACAGACACAAUUCGUGCCCUUUUUGUAAGUGCCUUUCCCCAGCAGCUGACAAUGAAAAUGCUGGAAUCACCUAGUGUGGCCAUUUACAUCAAGGAUGAGAGCAGAAACAUAUACUAUGAAUUGUGUGAUGUAAGGAAUAUUCAAGACCGAUCUUUCCUUAAAGUUUACAACAAAGAUCCUGCACAUGCAUUUAAUCAUGCUUCCAGAGCUGUAAAUGGAGACAUAAGGAUGCAGAGGGAAAUGGCUUAUACAGGCCGAGACGGGCCAAGCGGCUCCCGGCCCAGCUCCGCCGCGCACCCCUCGCACGCGAUGCCCAACUCACCGCCGGCCACCCCGGUGCCCCACUCCAUGCCGCCCUCGCCGUCCCGCAUCCCCUACGGGGGCGCCCGGCCCCUGGGGGUGCCGGGCAAUGCGACGAUCCCCAGGGACAGGCUCUCGAGCCUGCCGGCCUCGCGGUCGAUAUCGCCCAGCCCAAGCGCCAUUCUGGAGAGGAGAGACGUGAAGCCAGACGAGGACAUGAGCAACAAAAACCUCACUCUGAUCCGAAACGAAGGUCUGUAUGGUGACCCCUACCUGUUCCACGAUGGGAGGAUGAGUGUGGCAGCGCCCCACCCCGGACACCCCCUCGAUGUCCCCGAUCACAUCGUAGCCUACCAUCGCGGGGCCAUGAGGUCAUCGAGCACUUACUGUAACCCCUCCAUGCCGCCCGAGAUGCUGGAGCAGUCCCUGUACCGACAAAAGUCCCGCAAGUACCCGGAGAGCCACUUGCCCACACUCGGCUCCAAGACGCCUCCUGCGUCGCCCCACCGGGUGGCUGACGUGCGAAUGGUCGACGUGCACCCUCACCACAACGCCCACGUGCCCCCCCUCGCCAUCCAGCCCGACCGGUCCUCCCCCGGCCGCCAGUCCUUCAAAAAGGAGCCCGGACCACCCAUGUUCGUGGAGGCGAAAGCGCGGAGCGCCCUGGGUCUCCCUGGCAUGGCCGAGGUGGCGCCGAGUCCGGCUGACAGACAGGCUUUUGGCUACGGGUCGCCUGCGAUGCCCAAGGACAAGGAGACCAGAGAGAGGAUACAAGCCAUGGAGAAACAGAUUGCCAGUUUAACUGGUCUUGUUCAGUCUGCGCUUUUUAAAGGGCCAAAUACAAGUAAUAGCAAAGAUGCUUCUAGUGAGAAGAUGAUGUUGAAAAUUGUGUCCAGCAAGAGCAGCAUUGAUACUGCAGGCGCUGCUCCCGCGUGCAGCGGGAAGACGGGGCUUGGGAGCGUGGACGUGGCCGCCAGCCUGCACCCCGUGGGAGCCCCGGCCAUGCAGCUCAGCCUCCACAGCAUGAAGCGCAGCGUGUCCGACCUGCGCCUGCAGCUGCACCAGAUGAAGCAGCUACAGCUGCAGAACCAGGAGAUGCUGAGGGCAAUGGUGAAGAAAGCAGAGCUGGAAAUCAAUGGCAAAAUGAUUGAAACGGUGAAGAGGCUUGAAGAUCCUGUGCAGCGACAGCGCAACCUGGUGGAACAAGAAAGGCAGAAAUACCUCAGCGAGGAAGAAAGGAUUGUAAAGAAGUUAUGUGAGCUGGAGGGAUUUGUUGAAGACCUGAAGAGGGACUCCACAGCCACCAACAAGACAGUUACACUGAAAGAUGUUGAAGACGGAGCUUUUCUUUUGCGUCAAGUGGGAGAAGCUGUUGCCACCCUCAAAGGAGAGUUCCCGAUGUUGCAGAAUAAAAUGCGUGCAAUCCUCCGCAUUGAGGUAGAAGCCGUGAGGUUCCUCAAGGAAGAACCACACAAGCUAGACAGCUUGCUGAAGCGUGUGCGCAGCAUGACAGACAUCCUUACCAUGCUCAGGAGACACGUUACAGACGGACUGCUGAGGGGUGUGGAUCCCUCCCAAGCUGUGCAAUACUCCACUAUGGAAAACACCAGCACAGCUGAAGCUCUGAAAAACCAGGAGGAGCUCAAGCAUGCCCAGGGACACACACAGCAAAACCUCAGAGCAGUUUCAGCAGAGUCCCAAGUGUCAUCGGUCAAGUCGGAAGUUGUCCCCUUCUCAAGCAUGACAGUCCAUCAUGUGCAGAGCUCUCCUGUCGUCAUCCAUCAGUCCCAGCACUCAUCAGCCCUGCUCAACCACGGCCAGGGUUCUCCUUCCACGGCCAGCCACAGUGAAGGCCUGCCAGCGAACAGCCACCCCACAGCCACCUCCCUGGAGCCAGCAACAGGAACCCAGACCACACAAGCCACUCCGGCACCGCACGUCUCUGUCAAUGGUGCCACCAUGCAAAGCCUUUUCAUCGAGGAAAUUCACAGUGCGAGUACCAGAAACCGAGCUGUAUCGAUUGAGAAAGCAGAAAAGAAAUGGGAAGAGAAAAGACAGAACCUUGAUCACUAUAAUGGAAAGGAAUUUGAGAAGCUCUUGGAAGAGGCCCAGGCUAAUAUAAUGAAGUCAAUUCCUAACCUGGAGAUGCCUCCCCAGCCAGUCACCAUGACGAAAGGAGAUACAGUGGAAAAGUUGGAAGUCUCAGAAGACAUUCAUGAUGCAGAACAGGAGAACGACAAGGUGACCAAGUCCCCACCACCCCCACCUCCGCGACGCAGUUACCUGCCAGGGUCUGGACUAACCACAACGAGAUCGGGAGAUGUCAUCUAUGCAGUCAGGAAAGAAGCAGCUGCUGUCAAGGAAUGCAGUGAAGACACUGGGCAAACAGUGCAGUCCAAAGCCCCUAAGGAGGAUCAGGCUUUGUCUCAGAGCACAGGGCUUGCAGCAGCAUCAGCUGCAAAAGAUGAAGAUGAAGAAGAAGGAGAUAAAAUAAUGGCAGAACUACAGGCUUUCCAGAAGUGCUCUUUUAUGGAUGUAAACUCAAACAGUCAUGCUGAACAGUCCAGAAAUGAUACACAGGUUAAAGACAUAAGGCCUGGGACUUUAAUACAUCACAAGGAAAAGAAGAGUUCGGAAUUUUGCCCUGAAGAAAUACAGGAAUCAGAUGACAACUUCAGACAUGCCUCUGCAGCUGUAAACAGAGUGGUGUAUGGGGCUACAACAGGACCUCCCACAGAUAGUGACCAUCCUAAAGAGAAGAGGGAAGGGAAAACUGAAGAAGAAUUGGGUUCUGAUUCAUCCAGCACAGCUGACAGUAAAAUUGGCUUUUCAAUGAAUGACAGUCCUACAUUUAGGAAGGGCUUGUUUGUAGACAGUAGAGACUAUUCUAACAAAAACCUCCAGAAUGUGAGCACAAACCUGUCUGGUGUCAGUUUGCCAGAGGAUGACGGAAGAAGAGGGGCUCAAGAUAUUUUAGGAUCCCAUUUUCCAACUGUUGAAACUGGAAAACAAAAACUAAACUAUGGACUCCCACAAGAUGCUCUCCAGGGCCUGUCUACAGGCAAGCCCCCGCAGAGCAUGGGCAAGCCUGUCCCCAUCAGCAGUGUUGCCCCUCUCACGAGGCAAAUGCAGGAGGCCUCGGCACCUCCUGGUUCCUCACAGGAGCAAGAGUCAUCUGCAGUCAACUACAGCCAGGUCAUGCUAAGACCUAAAGUGUCUAGAAGUAAUAGUGUGACCUACACGGAAGAGACAGACUCUCCAGCCAGCUCUCCAAGUGAAGACAACCCACCCACAGAAAAUAUUGCCUUCAUGAUUACCAAAACAGCUGUCCAGGUCCUCUCAAGUGGGGAAGUUCAUGAUAUAGUCAGCCGGAAAGGAGGAGAUGUGCAAACAGUGAACAUCGAUGCAAGAAAGGACACAACCUUGGAGAAAGGUCUCCCAGAAAACACAGACAGUGAAGAACCAGUAGUGUGUCUGGACAAAAAACCAGUCAUCAUCAUUUUUGAUGAACCAAUGGAUAUUAGGUCAGCAUAUAAACGGCUUUCUACUAUAUUUGAGGAAUGUGAUGAGGAGUUAGAGAAAAUGAUGACAGAGGAAAAGAUAGAAGAGGAGGAAGAAAAUGAAGAAAAUGAAGCACAUGAAAUUCCUAUGAUCCAGAAGGAAGAGCCACCAGUAGUUAAUGACCGAAAAGCAAGUACAGCUUAUUCAGCAACUCAUGGGCUCAAUGAACAGUAUAUAUUUAACCUUCAGUCAUCUUCUGACUCUGCAGAAACCAGAACUCCUGAGGAGCAGGAGAACAUCAAGACCAGUUUUAACAAAUAUAGUCAAAUUUACGGGCUGAACACAGAAACAAACUUGGACUCUGCUGAUCAAUUUGGAAGCAGGCAGGAUUCUAAGAAAAAAUUUAAGUUUAAGUUCCCUAAAAAGCAGUUGGCUGCUCUGACUCAGGCAAUUCGUACAGGCACCAAGACUGGGAAGAAGACCUUGCAGGUUGUGGUCUAUGAAGAGGAAGAGGAAGAUGGGACCCUUAAGCAGCACAAGGAAGCGAAAAGAUUUGAAAUCACAAGGUCUCAACCUGAGGACACUGACAAAAGUCCCCCCGGCAAGCAAGAGUCCCCUCCCAGACCUGCAGUGUCUCUUUCUAGGACUGACGAAAUUCGACAGAAUACCUACCGGACGCUAGACAGCCUUGAGCAGACUAUAAAGCAGCUGGAGAACACCAUCAGUGAAAUGAGCCCAAAAUCUAUCCCCGAAAGCCCACACAGCCCUGAGGGAAGCACUGUCCUGUUCUCUGCCCAGAUAGUCCCAGAGACCCCAGCUCGAGAGCUUGUAGUGCUGGAUGAGAGCCAUGCUGGCGUAGAGCCCUCUCCGCCAAUCCCAGCCACUUCACGUAAGGGCUCGAGUGCUGCCUCGCAAACAAGCAGGAUGCCAGUGCCCAUGGCUUCAAAAAGUAGACAAGGAAGCAUGGAGAAAGCAGGCAAGCAGCACAAGCUACAGGAUCCACGCCAGUACAGACAGGCUAAUGGAAGUGCUAAGAAAGCUGGUGGGGACUAUAAGGCUACUUCCCCUACCCUACCUGCUUCUAAGAUCCCAGCCUUUUCUCCCACUUCUGGGAAAAGCAGCUCUGCACCCGCUUCUAGCGGUGACAGCUCUAGCCUUCUUACUCCACCUACUAAAACCUCCCUUCCUUCCUCUAACCUUCUCGGUCCUCAAACAGGUCGCAUAACUUACUCCACCUCCCUGAUCCCCUCUGUGGCUAAUGGCUCCUCCAAGUUUCAGAGCCCCGCUUUCACAGGGAAAGGUCACCAUCUCUCGUUCUCACUACAGACGCAAAACGGCCGGCCACCCCCCCCUUCCUCUUCUACCUCCCCCCCUUCCUCUACCUCUCCCACUGCACUGAGCCAAGGUAUGAAGAGCAUCAGGACAAUCCACACACCUAGCUUCACCAGCUACAAGGCACACAACGGAAAUGCCAGCAAGUCCACCCCAUCCACGGCCAAGGAGCCAUCCUAAAGGCUAAGCACAGCACGUGCCCGAGUUCACCAAGGCUUUUUUUCUGUUCGUUUGCAAACAACCUGCAGCCAAUAUUUUAACCAGGGAAUGUAACCAUUUUGCUGUAUUGCUGGAGGCUUAAUACUAAUCAUGUGCUAAAUACUGGAUUAAUACAAUAGAUUAGAGAGAAGCUUUUUUGUAAAACUUUGUUGCUGUUGUAAUGAUAAAAGACCAUUUUCUUCCUAUAGGCAGCACCUCUUACAAAAAAGUGUGAAGGUGUGUGAGUGAACCUGAGUGCGUGUGCACAGAGGUGUACUGAGCAUGGGAAAACGUAUGGUUAAAAAUUUAGUAAGUUGUUUUGUAUAAAGCUAUUUUUCAUUAUGGGGACUAGAAGUGAACAGAGAUAUACUAAAGUGUGAUUAUACACAACUGUAAAACUGAAACUAAAGUAUUUUUCUUUUAUUUUGGUGUUAUUUAGCUUUGUUACAGAUUUCUAUUUUUGUCAACAAAUGUCAUGGUUCCUUUCGAGAUCUUUUUGCCAAAACAUUUUGAUACUAUUAUAAUGUACAUUCGAAAGUAGUAUGCUGGACAGUAUACCUCUACACAAGAAACAGAACAAGACUGGUCUUAGUGUGUAUGAGGCAACUCAACCUAUUGCACUGCCAUUCAGAUUAUAUUUAAGAAUUUGCCAAGCCAAGAAAAAAAAUAAAUUGUUUUACGCAUGUAGGUAGUUGCUGAUUACUUUUUUUUCUUAGCUAAAUCCACCCUUUUCCUUCAGUUUUGUUUUACUGAGACCUGGUAACCCAUUAAUGUAUUGCGUUGUGGAUUUUGAAAUGUACACUUCUGUACUGUUCUGUAUACUGGCAAACUUUUGUACAUAUCUAUAAAUAUAUAUAAAUAAAUAAAUACUGUAUGUGGCUGGGCACAUAGAGUAGUUUUACCACACCAAAGUUAAUUUUUAUGCAUGCUUUCAAAAUAUAUAUGGGGAAGGAUUGAAAAAGAUGGAUAUCAAAUAGGAAAAAAGCAACAAGCUUGCAUAGAGCUCAUGGUUUUGUAAAUAAAUUUGUAUAACACCAUAAUGUAAUAUACAGAACUAUGAUAAGCAAAGAUCUUUACAAAAAUAAAGGGCUGCAUGCUUA